Messenger RNA from Drosophila takahashii, 7344 nucleotides. It is a transcript of the gene cno, whose product is annotated as adherens junction formation factor afadin. NCBI's taxonomy places the organism in Eukaryota, Metazoa, Arthropoda, Insecta, Diptera, Drosophilidae. The record is from RefSeq and is a predicted model, not a curated record. Gene Ontology annotation, molecular function: cell adhesion molecule binding. Gene Ontology annotation, cellular component: adherens junction. Gene Ontology annotation, biological process: signal transduction; regulation of protein localization.
UUUCCUCCACACAAAAAAAAACUGUUCGCGGGUCCACACCAACCACCACCACAGCAAGCUGAAAUCCGAAAAAGAAACAUGUCGAGGGCGCGCGUCUCCGAUCGCUGAGACUCCGAUAAAAACAAAAUCGCAACAAGUGCGGAGUUCGCUAGUGCCGAGUUCUUUGCGAUCGCAGCCUGUGAAAAGGCGCUUUGUGAUUCUUAAUUUCGCCAACUUCGGGAUUUCUCCGCAACAUAAUAUUCGCAUUCCCCUGCGCACUUGGCUCUCUUCGCGACGCGAAAUGUGCAACAACAAGUUAGAGAGCAACUACAUGCCAACACAACGACAAAGUUAACCAAUAUUUAAUUGCCGUCUUAAUUUAAUUAGCGGCCCACAGUGCAGUGCAAAAUACGUGAAUACGACUCUGCUAGCCACCUGGAUAACAAAGCUGGAUAAAUCGGAUUACACCGGGCGACAAAGAACGAGAUAGUCGAAGCCCAACAAAACGAAACAUAAACUACGUCACACUGGAGUCACAACACGAUCAAGUUUCCCAGAACUGAGACGAGACUUUCCCCCACCCCGAAUACAACCUGUACAGUAUGUCACAUGAUAAGAAGAUGUUGGAUCGCGAGGCAGUUCGUUCAGUGAUACAGCAAUGGAAUGCCAAUCGAUUGGAUCUGUUUGCGCUCUCCGAGCCAGACGAGAACCUGCUCUUCCAUGGCGUUAUGCGCUUCUACUUCCAAGAUGCUGGUCAGAAAGUGGCCACCAAAUGCAUUCGCGUAGCUUCUGAUGCCACCGUCACAGAUGUCAUAGACACACUGAUUGAGAAAUUCCGUCCCGAUAUGCGGAUGCUAUCCGUGCCCAACUACGCCCUGUACGAAGUGCACGCAAAUGGCGAGGAGCGUAGGCUGAAUGCCGACGAGAAGCCACUCCUUGUGCAGCUCAAUUGGCACAUCGACGAUCGCGAGGGUCGCUUCCUGCUCAAGAACAUAGACCAGAAGACCACUCCCAUCGAGCAGACGGAUCUAAACUUCAAGAGAAAACUCUCGAAGCGUGAGAAAAAGGAACAAAAGAAAAAGGACAAGAUGGCGAAGCUGAGCUCCGAUCCGCCCACCUCCAAUGGCAGUCAUUUGGGCCUGGGCAAUGGGAUUGGCGGAUCCUCGGGAUCAGCCCAUAUGAAUGGCAACGCCGGAGGAGGCGGAGGCGAUGGCAGCGAUGCCGUAGCUGGAAAACUGUACACGGAACUGCCAGAAACCUCGUUCACACGAUCGAUCUCAAACCCGGAGGCCGUGAUGCGGCGACGGCGACAGCAGAAGCUCGAGAAGAAGCUGCAGCAGUUCCGCUCCAGGGAUGGUGGUCCGGAUACCGGUGGCACCUUAAAGAUAUAUGGCGAGAGCCUGUGCCAGGACGUGCCCUACAAGACACUGCUGCUUUCCAUACGGGACUGUGCGCAGGCCGUCGUUCGGGAAAUGCUCACAAAAUACGGACUGGAGAAGGCAGAUCCACUGCACUAUUGCCUGGUUCAGGUCAACAGCGAUGGAACAGAAUAUAUACUCGAUGAUGACGAAUGCCCGCUAUCGAUACUCAUGAACCAUCCAACGUCGCGAGGCUCCAUCAUGUUCCAUGUGCGGAGACGUCCAGCGGACUCCCAGCCCCGGAGACGAAAGAAAAAACCCCUGGGAGCGGCCAACGGGGCUAACCACAUAUCCGGCGAUCGUGAGGGUCCUGUAUUAGUGGAAGUGACGCACAGCGGCGAUGGCGGUCGACGGAUCAAGUUGGGCAGCGAUCCCGUGGAGGUGGGAUCGGCGAACACAAAUUGCCUGCAGCUCUUCGGGCCUUCGAUCCAGCCAAGGCACUGCCUCAUUUCGUUGCUGGAGGGAGUUUGUACGGUGACCCCGCUGCACACCGAUGCCCUGACCUUCGUCAACGGGCAUCACAUCAGUCAGCCGACUAUUCUCCAUAACGGAUCGGUCGUAAUGUUCGGACGGGUGGCCUCGUACCGCUUCCUGGAUUCUCCCACGGACGGGCGCUAUAAUCUGGCUCUAUCGCAAUCCCAACUGGACUCGGCAUGUCUCUACGAAAGCCGGUCCCCCACGUCCCCCGGAUCCUGGAAUGACGAGGAUGGAGCGUUGAGUUCGACUCACAAAAGCGACUACGAACACCACCAGCAAUCGAAUCAAUCCAGUGCCUAUCACAAUAAUAACAACAACUCCAGUGAUCAUCCUCUCAGCAGCACGCUAAGGGAUGUGGUGGACAGCAAGGUUGGGCAGGAUCAGGUGACCAACUCUGCGAACUACGAUGGUCAAAGCCUUGAGGGGAAUCUGGAAAACGAGACCAAGUCAAUUUCCAGCAUGAAGUCAGGUGGUUCCAACAGCCAAGAUCGGUCACCCAAAAUGGCCGGCUCUGGUAUGUUGACCGGAGGUGGCAGUGGUUCCGGCGAUGCCCAGGGACAGGAACCCAUUCUGCCGGCUGUCCUCGAGUUCCCCGAAACUCAUCAGGAACUCUUUCUGCGUCACAUUAUCAGUGAGCUGGACGUGAACGUUCCGCACUUUAAGCUGGCACCCGUCUACUCGCUUUACCUGUGUGCCAGGUAUCGAGCCUCCACACACUAUCGCCCGGAGCUGCAGCCCACGGAGCGUGCCCACAAGCUGACCAUGUUCCUGCACCAUGUGGCCAAUCUGGUCUACAGCGUUGUCCAGGAGCAGUACACGGAUCCCCGAAUCCUGGCCUUUUGGAUGGCCAACAGCUCGGAGUUCCUGCACUUCCUUAAGUCGGAUCGUCACAUCAGCGCCUUCAGCGUUCAGGCUCAGGAGGUUUUGGCCGAGGCCGUACAGACCGCUUUCCGCAACCUGGUCAACUGCUUCCGACUGGAGCUCUCCCAGACCCUCAACCAGUUUCUCUCCGAGAACAUCGAUCACGAUUCCGCGGCGGGUCUCGUGCUGACAGUCCUGGGAUCGGCGAUGGCUCUUCUUCGGCGGUGUCGCGUAAAUGCAGCCUUGACCAUUCAGCUGUUCUCGCAGUUAUUCCACUACAUCAAUGUCAUAUGUUUCAAUACGAUUGUGGCAAACUCUCACAUGUGCACAGCGGAUUGGGGAAAAGUGAUGACAGAGCGACUACAGUUGCUGGAACUGUGGGCAGAACGGCAGGGACUGGAACUGGCGGCGGACUGUCAUCUGGCCAAGAUUAACCAGUGCGCGCAGUUCUUGCAAGCACCCAAAUCCUCCGUAGAGGAGAUCCAACAGUUGGCCUGUUCCUGCUUCCGCUUGAAUUCCCUGCAGAUGGCUGCGUUGCUGCAGCAGGAGAAGCUGCCCAGGAACCUGGUGGACACGGCCAUUCGGAUGGCGGAGUCCGUGGCUGACGAGCUGACCCGUGCCGAUGGACGAGAGGUGCGGUUGGAGGAGUCCCCUGAGCUGCACUUGGCGCUACUGCUUCCCGACGACGGAUUCAGCUGCGAUGUUGUGCGCGGCAUUCCCACAGGCCUCGUCGACUUCCUCAAUCCGCUCCAGCAGCAGGGCAUGUGUCGCCUGGCGGCCCAGCCCACCUCGAUAGGCCUUUGGACGGUCUACAUGCACCAAUUUAACGCCCGCAGCUCGAGCGCCAUGUCGAACAAGCUGCCCCAGCCGGAGCUGCAGCUGAUCAAGCUGCACAAGAACAGCAACGGCAUGGGCCUGUCCAUCGUGGCAGCCAAGGGAGCUGGCCAGGAGAAGCUGGGCAUCUACAUAAAGAGCGUGGUUCCUGGCGGAGCGGCGGACGCGGAUGGGCGCCUGCAAGCUGGCGAUCAGCUGCUGCGCGUAGAUGGUCAGAGCCUGAUUGGGAUCACCCAAGAGAGGGCUGCGGACUACCUGGUGCGGACGGGCCCGGUGGUCAGCUUGGAGGUGGCCAAGCAGGGAGCAAUCUACCACGGACUGGCUACCCUGCUGCAGCAGCCCAGCCCGGUCAUCCAGCGUGGUAAUCGACGUAUGUCCGAACGCGAUCUGACGCGGAUGGGCGGCGCCGAGUCGACCAAAUCCCUGGGUCCACUGAUAGCCAACAGUCAUCCGAAUCAUAGUCUCAGUCUUAGCCAAAAUCUGAACAACAGCCACAACAACACCAUAGGCAAUAGCAACAGUAGUAGCAUCAUCAAUCCCUUAGCUGCACACCUGCCCAACAGCAAAUCGGUGCCGGCUCUGCAUCACCACUCGGGAUCGGGUACCAUAUCCCUGGCCAAUUCCAAGUCACGCAGCACGCACAGUUUGCAUAACAAUUCAUCGGGCAUGGGCGGAGGAGUCGGAGGGGCCGGAAUGCUGGGUCAGCCAAAUGGCAGCCACAACAAUGCAAAUGGAAAUGGAAAUGGCAACGGCAACGAGCAGGGAUUCUAUCAAAAUCUCAGCGUGUAUCGGGCACAAAAUCAAAGCCAACCGAUUCUGAACGAGAGACCGCCGAUGGCCGCACAUGCCGCCAUGAGCGCCUACAAUGGCAAUUCCCCGCUUGCGCCGCAGCAACAACCACAGCAGCAACAGCAACAACCAUCUCCCUACCAGCAGCAGCAGCAACACCUGCAGGCCAAUGCUAAUCUGCCGCCCACUCGACCCGUCUCCGCGUACUACCACAGCCAACAGUCGGCGCAGCAGCAACUCCAGCAGCAGCAGCAGCAACAACAGCAACAGCACUCCUUGCAGCAACAACAGUUUGCCCUCAGCAGCAGCAAUCUCAAUGGCCAGCAGCAGCAGCAGCACCAACUCACCUUGAACAAUCGCACCAAGAGCCAGCAGAAUUUCCAGCACACUCUGCGCAUGCAGCAGAUGAUGGCUCCAUCAAUGCCCAACAUCAGCAACAUGUACCAACACCAGCAGCAACAACAACAGCAUCAGCUGCCCCUGCAACAGCAGCAGCAACAGCAGCAACCUCUCAUGAGCAGCAGUCAGAGCAUGCAGAAUGUCAACGAUUUCACGGGUGGCUUCCAGAAUGGCAGUCUGGAGUACAGGCGUCAGCUCCAUGACCCAGCCACGCUCUACGAACUCCAGCAGCAGCAGCAGCUGCAACAGCAACAACAACAACAGCAGCAGCAGCAACCGUCGCCCAACUUUAUAGCCCUGCCACCGAAACCGUUGGGCAGCUUACAGUCUCCCAACAAACCAAAUGCUCCGCCGAGUACAGCACCCAAGCCGCAGCAGCAACAUCAGCGAUAUCUUCUGGCGGAGGACAAGCCUCCACUGCCGCCCACCGCUACACAUCCGUUAUUCAAGGCCACGCAGCAGAUCGCUCCGGGGAUGAAUUACGUAGCCAGCACUUUGGAUCCACCAAAGGGCAGCUAUGUGGCGUCAAACCAGGCGAGCAACCGCACUCUUCACAGCGGAAGCAAUCCCUGGGAAAGGGAGGAGCGUGAAAAGGACUUGGAAAUGCGACGCGAACACAUUCGCCAAUGGCGGGAGCAACAGAUCUCGGAGCUCUCCCAGAUCAUCUCCCGAUCGCCCAUGCAAGAGGAGCAACUGAAGACCUUGAUUCUGGAGCGGGACUUCGAGCGAAGAGCGCAGGAGCUGCAGGAGCAAGAGGAACAGGACCAGGAGCAGCAGUACGACAAGGAGAACGUGCAGGAGCUGUUCCGACUGGCAGGCGGCAGUCAGGUCAGUGCCAUACAAACACCCAUCACGAGCUACCGACAGACGGAGAUCAAGCUGGCGGAGAUUACGGACAGCAGCAGUCCGGUGGACUCGGUGCCAGCACCACAGCCACCAGCGCCGACUGCCCCCCAAACCCUGAGCAGCAAUACGCAGCAGCCGAAGAGCAUACUCAAGCACAAUCGGUACUCCGAGGGAGGAGUGGGUCCCAGUGGAGCACCCUCGUCGCCCUCGAAAUCACAGAAAUCCGCCAGUUUCGCGGAUGAGCGGCAUCUGCACACGGAGCAUCCCAUAUCGAACUUGGCAAAGGAGCUCAAUCAGCUCACGAUGCUCGAUAAGGAUAAUAACAACGAGACCUUGGAUGCCGUGGUGCCGCCACCUCCACCACCGGAGAGGAACAGUUCUUACCUGAUCAUGUCACAGCAAAAACUGCGGGGCAGCACCGGAAACACCACCUCUUCCAUGGGCCUACUCAAAACGGCGACUAGUAAUCAGGCAGCAGCUGCCGUGGAGAUUAAAAAGGCUUCUCUGCUGAACACCACGACCAAUAAUAACAACAAUCUAAGUGGCAGCUUAAACAACAACACGAUGCAAGGAUCUCCGCUCAGCGCCAUGGAACUAAAUGCAGCCUACGUUUCGGCCACGGGCAGUGGAAUGGUUGGAGGAUUGGGCACACCGCCUCCCCCGCCGCCAUUGAUGCAGAGGGAUAACAAGCGGGUGAGCUUCCAUGAUGAGGAGAAUAACUUUGUAGGCGGAAAUAGCCAGCAGCAACAGCUUCAACAGCAGUAUAUCAUGGACAACUACGGUGUGGAGCAUCAGGAUUUGGACACCAUCAGAGAGGAUACGAGUUAUCUGCAACACAAUCUGGAUGCCUCCAUGCUGCCAUCGAUGCCAGCCACUCCCGAUGCUGCCCUCUGGAAUACCUCAGUGCAAUCCACUCCAGGCGUUAUUGGAGCGCAAGAGGUCUACAGAGAUCCUCGCACACGUCGUUUGGCGGAGAAGCAGCAGCAGCAACAGCAACAACGCGCUGGAGAUGCGGUGCCCGAAAAGCUGUCAUUCAAGGAGAAGAUGAAAAUGUUUGCCCUGGAGUCGGGGGAGGAUAACACGCCCAAGGACAAGCUGAAGAUAUCGCGAGCCCAGCGAGAUAUAGAUGCGGUGCACUAGGAAGGAGAGAUCUUUGCUUAACGCUAUGUACAUACACACCCGAACCCACAAAGCUUACACUUCAAUAUAUUGGGGCCAAGUUGUUACGUUAGCUCUAUAGAUCACGUUACAUUUACCAGAUUGCGAUAGAAACAAACAAACCUAACGAAUUUGCUAAGCAAGGCAAUAACAAUCCAUAGUUAUCGCGUUUCAGAGUUAAUUACACAAAGUGGUAACUGAAUUCAAUUAGUGAGAAUUGUCAGUGUAUAUCAUUAUAGUCUAUAUAUACUUUUGUUCAUAUAUACAAAACUAUAACGAGCCUAGGACAGGGCAACGAAAGCAAGGCGAGCCACAUUUGUAAAGCGUUUUAAAGAUUUAAAAUUUAACUUAACCCUACGUUUAACAAUUUGUUACAUCAGAUUACAACAUACAAUUUAUGGUUAAACAACAGUGUAAAUGAGAAGAGUAGUUUAGAUAUACAGACAUAUAUUUACCUGGGAACCGUGCGGAACAAGAAACGUUUAUAAAUAUACUAUAUCCAUUAGAGAACUCUAAGCCACAACAACGUUAAAACAAAUGGUCCAAUUAUUCAAUUAUUAAAGAUAUAUUUACAAACCACGAA